CUGUCUGUCUGUCUGUCUGUCUGUCUGUCUGUCUGUCUGUCUGUCUGUCUGUCUGUCUGUCUGUCUGUCUGUCUGUCUGUCUGUCUGUCUGUCUGUCUGUCUGUCUGUCUGUCUGUCUGUCUGUCUGUCUGUCUGUCUGUCUGCCUGUCUGUCUGUCUGUCUGUCUGUCUGUCUGUCUGUCUGUCUGUCUGUCUGUCUGUCUGUCUGUCUGUCUGUCUGUCUGUCUGUCUGUCUGUCUGUCUGUCUGUCUGUCUGUCUGUCUGUCUGUCUGUCUGUCUGUCUGUCUGUCUGUCUGCCUGUCUGUCUGUCUGUCUGUCUGUCUGUCUGUCUGUCUGUCUGUCUGUCUGUCUGUCUGUCUGUCUGUCUGUCUGUCUGUCUGUCUGUCUGUCUGUCUGUCUGUCUGCCUGUCUGUCUGUCUGUCUGUCUGUCUGUCUGUCUGUCUGUCUGUCUGUCUGUCUGUCUGUCUGUCUGUCUGUCUGUCUGUCUGUCUGUCUGUCUGUCUGUCUGUCUGUCUGAACAUACAAUUAGGCCCCGUAGCUUGCAAACGCAAACAAAAAUCGCACGGUAAAAGACAAUGAUUCUUCCGAGGAGUGGACGCUACAGGAAUCUGACCGGAAAACUUUCGAGCACAAAGUGCUGCGGAGAAUGCUCGGUGGGAAACAAGAAAAAAGGGUGGUGGCAUAAGAACACCGGUACUCAGCAUGAUCAAGGGUGACGGAUUCAAUUCUCAGUCUUCUUCAAAUUUAAAGAUCGAGGUCAGUGUGCACUGAAAGAGGUUUUCGGAGUAGUCUUGUUCUAGGUCUUGAUGCACUAGCUCAAUAUUUCGAGUCCUAGUAGGCAUGCUCUGCUCUCCCUAAAUAAGUGUCAUUUUGAAAAUCAUUUUUGUCACCAGCAAAGUUGAAAUCAGGUCGUUUUUAAUUACUAUCCCUUAUUUAUUUUCCAUCAAGUCAUGGCAGCCAAUUCUGGAGUGAAAAUUUUCCGUGAUAUUCUUCGGGACAGCCCGUGUCGGAUGGUUUACAAGAACUUCACCCAGCAGUACUCGAAGGCCAAUAAUCUGGGAAAGGCCAUCUCCCUGGAACGCCCGGGUACAUCAGCACGUCCCAAAACAGCCCCCAUCGCUGUUUCACCUUUGGCGCAUGCCAUAACGGCCCACAACUUGAUGCCGGAAGUUGUGACAAAACCUGCAGCACCGGAACGUCCCGUAACCAGCGUCCGAACGAUCAAACCUUCGCUAGGUUUACUUUGCACCGGACACGAAAAACCGAAUGGGAAGUCACCACGGCGACGCCCGGAAGCCCCUAAUCGACAACGCCCUCCACGACGCCCAGCUGAACCGUCCCGUAAAACCCCACCCGCAUCCAACAGCAAGCAGGACAUUUGCAAACGGCCCCAUCAACGGAAGCAGCUCGAAUCGCCCGACGCAAAUCGCGACUCGUCCAAGAGGCCGUGCAAGAUCUGCAUCAGCGACGAAGAUUGCACCGCCGCCGUCCCCGAACAAUGGCAAGAUAUACUUAACGCACAGUCCUCAGAAACGUCGGCCUCCAGCUCCGAUGUCGGCUUCCGACAUCUGAUCGGAGAGAUCGAAGCCAUUCGCUCGGAGUUGGUAUCCCGGGAGGACAUGAAGAACAUCAGUCUGCAGGAAUCGUUGGAACUGAUCAACGAGAUUCAGCAACGGAUCAACUCGGUUUCUUUAUCGACCGAAGGACGAACCACAGCCGCCUCUGGAAGCUAUCUGACUCGCCUGGAACCGGCUCAGACGGCCACGGUGGUGGGGACCGGAAAGCGGUCCAUCAUCAAGGCGAAGAAAUCGUUACGGUCGCUACGUUUCGAAGGAGGUCGGAUCAUCGAGCAGGACUACAACAAGGGAAAUCGUCGAUCGCAGCAGGAUGGGGAGAAGGUGGUGAUCCGUAAAGCGAAGACGAAGCAGAUCGAGAAGAAAUUCGAUGAGGGUCCACUGCGGUGUUUGUUGCCACUCGUGAGUGAAUCGCUCAAAGCGGCGCAGAUGAAAUUUUGAGAAUAAAUUUUGAAAUUGAUUAGCGUUGGUUUAUUUUGUUUUUGGCUUAAAAUGUGUAAUAUAGGGCUUGAUGGAAAAAAAUAGCACAAUAAUUUAAUGUACUAGCAGUACAAGCUGGAGGCAUGGAUAACGCAUUGAUGUCAUUAGCCUCU
Molecule: messenger RNA, 2166 nt
Organism: Aedes albopictus (Asian tiger mosquito)
Lineage: Eukaryota; Metazoa; Arthropoda; Insecta; Diptera; Culicidae
Exons: 2
Coding region: 950-2014 (354 amino acids)
Source: RefSeq, a predicted model, not a curated record